Messenger RNA from Oppia nitens, 1215 nucleotides. Its product is annotated as serine/threonine-protein kinase STK11-like. Gene Ontology annotation, biological process: protein phosphorylation; mitotic DNA damage checkpoint signaling. Gene Ontology annotation, cellular component: nucleus; cytoplasm. Lineage: Eukaryota; Metazoa; Arthropoda; Arachnida; Sarcoptiformes; Oppiidae. Bases 1 to 1215 code for a protein of 404 amino acids. The transcript has a single exon. The record is from RefSeq and is a predicted model, not a curated record. Gene Ontology annotation, molecular function: protein serine/threonine kinase activity; ATP binding.
AUGGCUCAGAUAUCAUUGAUUAGAGACAAAAUAGGUGAUCGUGAUCCAGGUCUAUUGCCCGGUUCCAUCAAUUACCCGCGACCCGUAUUGGAUCCGCAUUACGCUAAAUACUAUCAGAGCGGUCAAGUUAUGGACAUUGCGAAGGAAGAGCGGGCAAAAUAUGACACCCAUGGUUUCGCAGCCUUUGGUCGCCACCAGCCGACUGGUCUACCAAUUCACGGGCCGCUACCGUACGAACAAUGCUUUCUGACUAAUAUACCCCAUGACUUGGAUUUGUCUGGCAAUUGGAUAACGGCUCGACCAUUGUUGGCACAGUUAGGCAUUCAGGUACAGAGAAAGAUAAUGGGCGGUUCGUUUGGCGAAGUAUGGCGCGUACGUAUGGGUCCCGGCAAUAACUAUAUGGCUAUGAAAAUAUUGCAAAUCAAACAGUUUAUCGGUAAGUACGGGUCGCUGACGGAAGCAAUGAGAAUGAUGCUCAGGGAUGUCGAAUCGGUACGCGGCUUAAGACAUCCGAAUAUGGUGUCCGUCGAGAAUGUCCUACACGUGCGCGACGAUCGGACCGGUUUUCGGGCCGUUUAUUCGUUUAUAUUUAUGGAACUAUGCGACGGAGAUAUGUUGGACGAGAUGGAUAAGCUGCCUGGCGAUGUGUACGAUGAAGUGGGUGCUCAUCGAUGGUUUAAACAGAUAAUCGAAGGACUGGACUAUUUGCACCAGAAUCGUGUCGCCCAUUUGGACAUCAAACCGGAUAAUAUACUAUUCAAACUACAACCACGCCGUGCACCCAAUGUCUACAAGUUGGCCGAUUUUGGGUUGGCCGAAGUUUUUCAUGCCGACGAACCAUCGAUGGAAAGAUCAAUCAAAAAAGGUACGCCCAGAUAUUUGCCGCCCGAAGUGUUUGUCUAUAAACUAUUGCCGCCAAACAGUCCCGUACAGGUGUUUGAUAUGGAAAAAUGUGACAUCUAUUCGCUGGGUAUGACACUGGCGCUCAGUUUGAUUGGCUUCAACGGUAUCGACCAAUACUGUAUCCCAACGACUGGUUGGGUACAGGGCUUGGAUCCCAAUUCGUUUAUCGAUGACUUUCUUGUUUUUACUAAUAAAUAUCUAAGAAAUCAUCCGAUGAUCGACCUAUUGAUGUCGAUGACCAAUACAGUACCCGGACAGAGGCCAACUAUUCAACAGUUACGCAACAAUCCAUGGCUACAACAGGUUUUAUGA